AUGUCUGAAAUAGAUAGCAUAAUUGCAGAAUUUUUGAACGAUGCUCCAGCUGGGGAAACCAGAGAUGUCAUAAAUGAUUUGAAGCUCAUUCUUGACCAAACACCAGAUAUAACCAAAUCCAUCAAGAGAUCUUUGGAAAGCUCGUUAGUUGAUCAAGACAAGUUCGAAAUCAUUUCAUUACCGGACGCCAAAAAGUUGUCAAUCAUUUCGAAAUAUAAUAAAAAGGGGACAAAGUUUUACGACUCUCGAUUGAAAAAAUUAUUCAACGUACAAUUUUUGGACAAUUCUGCCCUCGAUGUCGAAGAUGAAGAAGAUGAUGAGGAAUCUACCGCUUUAUUCAAGUCCUUGGCCACUUCAUUGGAAAAAUACGUCUCAGAACACUAUCCUCUCAACAACUCUCAGAAACUACUUGCGUUUGAUUUAUUCCAGUUGAGUGCUACUGAAAUUGCAAUCGCGUUGAUCAAUACGAAACGCAAUGCUUCGAAUUUUAUCAACGGAACUUGGGUAUCUGCGUACAAGUAUAAUUCCGAAACUGGCGUUUUGAAGGGAAAUAUUUCAAUUGACGUUCAUUAUUUUGAGGAUGGUAAUGUUAGAUUGAAGACCUCCAAGAGUGUCGAGAGUUCUGUUGCUGCCGAAGCUUCCGAAAUCAUUACUUUGAUCAAGAAGGAAGAAGAAUCUUAUGAAUUGGCAUUGAACAAAAAAUUCUUGAAAUUAAAUGAGGUCGACUUUAAGAGCUUAAGAAGACCGCUUCCGGUGACUAGAGCUAAGGUCAAUUGGGGUAAGGCUAUUGGGAAUUAUAGGCUUGGUAAAGAUGUCAACCAGGCUUGA
Saccharomycopsis crataegensis is the source of this 828-nucleotide messenger RNA. It is a transcript of the gene CAP1, whose product is annotated as Cap1p. Gene Ontology annotation, biological process: barbed-end actin filament capping; actin cytoskeleton organization. The record is from RefSeq and is a predicted model, not a curated record. The transcript has a single exon. Gene Ontology annotation, cellular component: F-actin capping protein complex; actin cortical patch. NCBI's taxonomy places the organism in Eukaryota, Fungi, Ascomycota, Saccharomycetes, Ascoideales, Saccharomycopsidaceae. The coding region runs from base 1 to 828 and encodes 275 amino acids. Gene Ontology annotation, molecular function: actin filament binding.